UUAGAGCUGGGUAAUUUAAAUCGCGCAAUCUGAUUGGUCCAUGCGCGGACUCUAAUUCGAGUAGAGCAAAUUUUCCGGACUCUAAAUAAACUUUCUCCGGACUCUAAAUUUGGCGCAUGCGCAAUGGCUCACUUACGUUGGGCGGAGUCCCCCAACUAACUAUAUACGUGUAGAGGCGAGCACACACAAAGUCAAAAGCUUGUGAGAUACUAGUACUCAGGACCGCCCCCUCUGUGAGCAAUUGAAUCCUCUGAUAUCUACUGCACCAUGAGAACAUUCACAACGACCUGAAGUCAAAAGCUUAUACUGCAAUUUCACUGGGAGAUGUUGCAGAAACUUCUUGUGGUAGCUGCAGCCGUGGGACUUCUCCACAUGCAAGGAGGCAACUGCCAGUGUUUCAAUGACACAGUCUGCGCUGGAGAUACAAUAGACGUAACAGAAGCAGGGCUACCAAUAGCAGAUCAAGCAGACUGCUGUGUUGGUACUAACGCAGGUCUAUCAUACAACGAUAGCUCCUGCAAUCUCUGUAUAGUUCAUGGGUUUGCUCAAGCUGCAUAUGAUGUGGUGGAGGAUCAACAGUUGGUCACUAUGUUUCAACUCAAUGUGAAGGGAAUGACACAGUUUGGUGGUGCUCUUGUUGUCACUGGAGUCAUCACCGCCACAGCAGAUGGCACUGCAGUGGGUUCCGACUUUGAACAGCUGGAACCAAUCAGAGUCACAAACAAUGCCGAGAUCAGACUCUUUGCUGCGAAUGAUUUCAUUGCUCUGGAAUACGAUGAUAGGGUCCUACUGAGGUUUGCUCCCGACAAUCCUGCUCUCAUUACCGAC
Molecule: messenger RNA, 828 nt
Organism: Geodia barretti
Lineage: Eukaryota; Metazoa; Porifera; Demospongiae; Tetractinellida; Geodiidae
Source: the annotation of a GenBank genome assembly